Molecule: messenger RNA, 992 nt
Organism: Erythranthe guttata (spotted monkey flower)
Lineage: Eukaryota; Viridiplantae; Streptophyta; Magnoliopsida; Lamiales; Phrymaceae
Product: small ribosomal subunit protein uS3x
Biological process (GO): translation
Cellular component (GO): cytosolic small ribosomal subunit; nucleus
Molecular function (GO): structural constituent of ribosome; RNA binding
Source: RefSeq, a predicted model, not a curated record
GUCGUUCACAUAUAAACCCUAACCGCCAUAUAGGUUUUGCAUUUUCUGCAGAGUGAGCUAGUUUUUCAGAUCGCCGCUGCUAUCACAUUCUCUAUCGGCAAAUCCGAAAAUGGCGGCUCAAAUGAGCAAAAAGCGAAAGUUUGUGGCUGAUGGUGUGUUCUUCGCUGAGUUGAACGAGGUGUUGACUCGUGAGCUGGCGGAGGAUGGAUACUCCGGUGUGGAGGUUAGGGUUACUCCCAUGAGGACUGAAAUCAUCAUCCGUGCAACUCGCACUCAGAACGUUCUCGGUGAGAAGGGCAGGAGAAUCAGAGAGCUGACUUCUGUGGUUCAGAAGAGGUUCAGGUUUCCGGAGAACAGUGUCGAGUUGUAUGCCGAGAAAGUCAACAACAGGGGUCUUUGUGCCAUUGCCCAGGCUGAAUCCCUUCGCUACAAACUCCUCGGUGGCCUUGCAGUCAGAAGGGCUUGCUAUGGUGUUUUGAGGUUUGUUAUGGAGAGUGGAGCUAAGGGAUGUGAGGUGAUUGUUAGUGGGAAAUUGAGAGCUCAACGUGCCAAAUCCAUGAAGUUCAAGGAUGGGUACAUGAUCUCUUCCGGUCAGCCCGUGAAAGAGUACAUCGACGCUGCUGUUAGACACGUUCUACUCAGACAGGGAGUGCUUGGUAUCAAGGUCAAGAUCAUGCUUGACUGGGACCCGAAAGGAAAGCAAGGGCCCACAACUCCCCUUCCCGAUCUGGUCACAAUUCAUCCUCCAAAGGAAGAAGAGGUUUACAUCAGGCCAUCAACCGCUGUACCAGCCGAGGUUGAGGUGGAAGCAUAGAUCAAUCUUCAUCCCUAACUUAUUAGAUUGGAGUUUGUUUGUUUCACUCUUUUUGAGAGCCUUCGUAAUGUUUUUUUUUACGGACGAGUACACUAUGAAAACAUGUGAUGAACCAAUUUUCCUUCUAUAACAGUAAAUUUUGUUUUGCUAUGUUUAUUAAAGAUUAUUAUUCAGCUAC